This is a messenger RNA of Adineta steineri, 443 nucleotides long. Lineage: Eukaryota; Metazoa; Rotifera; Eurotatoria; Adinetida; Adinetidae. The record is from the annotation of a GenBank genome assembly.
AUGAUUUUAAUUAAUCUGAUUUUAUUUCUUCAAUUGACAUUAGUAAUUAGUUUAAUAUCAUGGAAGAAUUGUAAUAGUAAAACAAAUGAUAUUAAACUAAUAAAUCUUACAGUAAGUCCUGAUCCAAUUAUAGUUCCAGGAUUAGUUUCAAUAACGAUUACUAUAUAUACUCAUCAAAAUUUCACAAGUCCAGUAAAGGCAGUUUUAUCAUUAGAGAAAAAAAUUCUAAUCGGUUAUUUUCCGGUGCCAUGUUUCAGCAUCGGUUCAUGUACAUAUGAAGAUCUUUGUACUCUAUGUACAAAAUGUAAUUGUUCGAUGGGAACUGGAGAACAUACAUUUAAUCUACCGAUUACAAUUGAUUCUAGUUCAUGGAUGCUUUCUGGAAAUUAUCAAGCACAAAUUAAUUUAGAAACUAGUACAAAACAAAAAGGUUGUGUUAAAAU